This is a messenger RNA of Cylicostephanus goldi, 414 nucleotides long. The record is from the annotation of a GenBank genome assembly. Lineage: Eukaryota; Metazoa; Nematoda; Chromadorea; Rhabditida; Strongylidae.
AUGGGGUGCUACCAUACAACAGCUUUUCGACAUCUCCAGAAUUUAAACCACCACAAAGAGACUGCUAGAUGGACAUCUCAUCAUUUGAGUGAAGCCGCUACGGACUGUCGUGUUAACAUCGGUCAGUCCCUCCUGCUCCGCCCUCAAAGAAAGGAUUUUCUCGGUGAUGUAAUUGCUGGAGGCAGCUGGGUCCUCUACGACGAUGUCAAAAGACGAGCCUUCUGGUUAUCGAAAGAACAAGAGCCGCCGUCUGAUCCCAAAGUGAACCGCCAUCAGCACAAGGUUAUAUUGUCUUGCUGGUUUGAUUCCCGGGUAAUGGUCUACUACGAGUUACUGCACAAAGGUGUUACGGUUCCCACAAGCGUAUACGUACAGCAGCUUGAAAAAAUGGCGGCAGCAGUUCGGGAAAAAUGA